AUGGUAAAACCAACAUCGGCUUUAGAUAGUACAUCAGCUGUAGCAUUAAUGGAUGUUCUUCGUGAUUUAGCAAUGCAAGGCAAAACAAUAAUUACAUCCAUUCAUCAACCAUUAUCACAAAUUUUUCAAUCAUUCGAUCAACUUAUUCUCUUAGCUGAUGGAAAAACUAUUUUUAUGGAUAAACCAUGUGAUGUUUUACCUUAUUUUGCUACAAUGGAUAUGAAAAUUCGUGAACAACUUAAAGAUGCAUAUCUUCAAAAUAAAAUAAUUGGACAUGUAAAUACUAUAUCUAAUCAAUUACAAUCACAAUAUUCAUUAACUGCAAGAGAAUAUUUAUUAGCUGAACCAUCUGGAAAUGAAGGUGAUCUAACUAAUCCAGAUAAUGUUAAUUUAAUACCAAAUAAACAUGAAAAUAAAUGGUCUAUUGGAUUUUUCUUACAAAUGUUAAUUCUUUUUUCACGUGUAUUUCUAUUAACUGGUAAAAGUCAAUUUACAUUUCUUAAUUUUGUACAAUCAUUAGGUUUAGCAGUUAUUAGUGGUUUAUGUUGGUUAAGAAUGGAUGGAUUUUGGUGA
This is a messenger RNA of Rotaria sp. Silwood2, 573 nucleotides long. NCBI's taxonomy places the organism in Eukaryota, Metazoa, Rotifera, Eurotatoria, Philodinida, Philodinidae. The record is from the annotation of a GenBank genome assembly.